AUGCAUGAUCUGAUUAUUCGCAGCGGCACCAUUGUCGACGGCACCGGAAACACCAAAUUUGUUGGCGACAUUGCCAUCGACGGCGAAAAAAUUGUUGCCGUCGGUAAAGUUGACGGUGAUGCCAAAAAAGAAAUCGACGCCACCGGCAUGCUGGUCACCCCUGGCUGGGUAGACGUGCACACCCACUAUGACGGCCAGGCCACCUGGGACCCUAUUCUUGCACCCUCAAGCUGGCACGGCGUGACAACUGUUGUCAUGGGUAACUGCGGCGUGGGUUUUGCGCCGGUAAAGCCAGGUGACCACGACUUCCUGAUUGAACUUAUGGAAGGCGUUGAAGAUAUUCCCGGUGCCGCGUUAGCCGAGGGCAUCGACUGGCAGUGGGAAUCUUUCCCCGAGUAUCUGGAUGCACUGGAAACCAAAGCCCGCACUAUUGAUGUGGCGACCCAGGUACCUCACGGCGCCAUUCGCGCCUAUGUCAUGGGCGCACGUUGUAACACCCAGGACGACCUGCCCACUGAUGAUGAACUGGCACAGAUGCAGGCACUGGUACGCGAGGGUAUCCAGGCCGGCGCGCUGGGAUUCUCCAGUUCACGCACCUGGCUGCACAAAGACAAACACGGCAUUCAUGUCCCUGGCACCUUUGCCGGCAGUGAUGAAAUGCUGUCGCUUGGACUGUCGAUGAGAGGUCUCGAUCACGGUAUCUUUGAGCUGGUGUCCGACCACCUUGGCGAUGACGAUGAAUGGGCCUGGAUACAGACUUUUGCCGAAGAAACAGGCCGCCCCAUUACUCUGGUGGCCACAUCUCCAGCGGCUUUCGAAGGCAAUAAGAUGUACAACAUUGCUGAAGCUGCACGGGUCAAAGGGCUCGAAGUACGGCCCCAGAUUGCCGGCCGUCCUACCGGCGUGCUGCAUGGUCUGCAGUCCAACUUCCAUGUGUUUGCCACCACGCCGACAUUCCAGAGCACCCUUACCGAAUUGUCCUUGCCCGAACUGGUCAGCGCCAUGUCUGACCCGGCGCUGAAAGCUCAGCUCCUCAGUGAAGUGGACGGUGAUCGGCCGAUGCCGCUGACCGGCUCGCUGCGGGAAUUGAUGUGGCAGGUUUUCCCGCUGGGAGACAAGCCUGACUAUGAACCCAACAAAGAAGCGUCAGUGGCUGGUAUUGCCGAAGCACAGGGACGCGACGCAUUUGAAGUCAUGUACGACCUGCUGGUGGAUAACAACGGCAAAGAGCUGUUUUAUCAGCCUCUGGGCGGCUAUCAAACCUAUAGCUUUGAUUUCUUCAAAGUCUCCAUGGGCCACCCCAACGUCUUGUUCGGCUUAUCAGAUGGCGGCGCGCACUGUGGCGUGAUUGCAGAUGCAGGCAUGCCCAGCUUCAUUCUCAGCCACUGGGCCCGGGAUCGGAAAAAAGGUGAGCAGUUUGACCUGGAAUUCCUGGUACGCAAAUUAAGCCGCGAUACCGCAGAGGCUUACGGCAUGUUCGACCGUGGACUGCUGCAGGAAGGUUAUCUGGCGGACAUCAAUAUCAUCGAUUUUGAAGCGCUGAACCUGCAUCGUCCUGAAGCAAUUCACGACCUGCCUACCGGUGGCAAACGCCUGGUACAGAAAGUGGACGGUUACCGGCACAUCAUCAAACGCGGCCAGCCGAUUUUCAAAGACAAUGAACACACCGGUGCGCUGCCAGGCAAACUGGUACGCGGUGGUGUUGCUUAG
Messenger RNA from Symbiodinium necroappetens, 1710 nucleotides. NCBI's taxonomy places the organism in Eukaryota, Dinophyceae, Suessiales, Symbiodiniaceae. The record is from the annotation of a GenBank genome assembly.